AUGGCUUCUGAAAAUUUUGUCCAGGCCGCUAUUCCCCGCUUCGAUGGUCAUUACGACCAUUGGAGCAUGUUAAUGGAGAACUUCCUUAGGUCCAAAGAGUUUUGGCCAGUUGUCAGUAUUGGCGUGCAAGAGCCAGCAACUGGUACUGCCUCGUCGGAAACACAAAAGGCAGAGUUGGAUAGUCUAAGAUUGAAUGAUCUCAAAGCGAAGAAUUACCUUUUUCAGGCUAUUGAUCGCUCAAUACUGGAAACCAUUCUUGGCAAGGAUAUUUCCAAACAAAUAUGGGAUUCCAUGAAGAAGAAGUAUCAAGGAACAGCGAAGGCAAAACGAGUGAAGCUUCAAGCACUCUGUGGUGAGUUCGAGACUCUACGUAUGCAAGGUGGUGAGUCGGUAAUAGAUUAUUUCUCUAGGACGUUGGCUAUCGCAAACAAAAUGCGAAUUCAUGGUGAAAAACUGGAGGAUGUUACCAUUAUUGAGAAAAUACUUCGCUCAAUGACAACAAAGUUCAAUUAUAUUGUUUGCUCCAUUGAAGAAUCCAAAGAUAUCGAUACUUUUUCUCUUGAUGAGCUGCAGGGUUCUUUGUUGGUUCAUGAACAGAAAAUAAACCAAUAG
Solanum verrucosum is the source of this 612-nucleotide messenger RNA. RefSeq lists its product as uncharacterized. The coding region runs from base 1 to 612 and encodes 203 amino acids. NCBI's taxonomy places the organism in Eukaryota, Viridiplantae, Streptophyta, Magnoliopsida, Solanales, Solanaceae. The record is from RefSeq and is a predicted model, not a curated record. The transcript has a single exon.